UUUUUUUUUGUUGGAUAAAAAAAAUAAAAUAAACAUACAAUGUCAGGUUAUCCUACAAUUAGAAAUCCAUUACUACCAAGCCCUCCUGCUCGACCCAAACGUCGUGAGUUUAUGAAGUUAAAACUAUUUAGUAACUUAACAAUAUCAACUGCUGCUACUCUUACUUCUUCUAUCUCUACUGCCUCUAUUCGUGGUCUUAUGAGUCAAACAAUGCAUCAAAUUUCUAGUGCUGGCUCAACACUUCGUUUGAACUCUGGCAAACGAAUAAUGCCUUUAGUAGCUGACGACGAUAAACCAAUCAUGCCAAAAUCAAUUACUGAAAAUAAUAUAAGCAUUAGAAGGCUUAUGUCAAUUUCAGAUAUCAGACAACCCAGUCUUAAUGAAGAGAAGGAGCCGAUUGUCUAUUACAAUGGUGUCUGUAAUACACUAGAGCAACUGCCCAAAGAGAAAUUAGAUUGGAUUAAAAAUGAUGAUGACACUCGUUUUUCCUUAGAAAAUCCUUUGACUAAUUAUGAUGAAUCGAUUGUUUUAUGUAAGCCUUGUUUUCGUUUUCAGACGUUUUUUGAUAAAGAGCAAAAGAAACCCAAGGGAAUGUUUUAUUUAAGAAACAAAGUUUACCGUUGUGAUGUUAAAGUGAAUCAUGAUAUCUUUCAAAGUUCAUACGUUGUUAGUGGAAAAAGGGGAAGACAUGGCUCUUUGCACAACGUUGCUGAUGAAACAACCGCUACUAUUCAAGUAUAUACUCAAAAUAGGGUAGAAGAAGUUUUACUAGGUCAAAAAUCAAUAAUGAUCACUUUGAAUCCUAAAACUAAAAAAGCAGAACGAAUCAAUUUGAACAGUGAUCCAGACUCUUCUAGUCAAGAAUUAAACCUUCAAUUACUAGUAGUCUAUGGCACUUAUGUUAGCAAACGAGCUCAGCAUUACUUUAUCACUAUGCAUACUCAUGAUGAUACAUUCGCGCGAUGGGAAAGAUUUUGGGGGGUUUUGCGAGGCGCUUAUUUCGAAUUAUAUGAUUUUGAAUAUAAAGAGAGUCGACCACCAACUUAUGUCAUUCUUUUGAACAAGCUAUUAAACAUAUAUAAUUCGUCACAAUUAAGUGAAGAAGAACUCGGUUAUGAUAUCGGAUCAAAUGGUAUCGUACUUCAAUUCUUAAAGAAAUCAGAAGAUAAAUGGUUUCUGGAUAUCAAUUCAGCUGCUACUUCUGAUUGGAUACGUAGUUUUGAAUAUACAAAAUCGGUUUUCGAAGAAAUUGAAGGUGAAAUAAAGUCAGUUGAUAACGCUGAUCAAUCAACCACGAAUGAAGCUUUGAAUGAUGAUGAUAAUAAUCAAAAUGUCAUUCACGAUUCGAAUACGACUUUAAAUAAUGACAAAAGUAAAAUAGAAAUAAUUCCAAAUGAUGAAGAAAGAAUCGAGGAAACAAAUUAUGAAGAAAAUGAAGAAGAAGCCACAUGUAUUCCACUAAAGUUUAUGUGGUAGUUUCUCUUUUCAAUUAUAUCAAUUAUUUUAAUCUCUA
Messenger RNA from Cokeromyces recurvatus, 1513 nucleotides. RefSeq lists its product as uncharacterized. The transcript has 9 exons. The record is from RefSeq and is a predicted model, not a curated record. The coding region runs from base 40 to 1476 and encodes 478 amino acids. Lineage: Eukaryota; Fungi; Mucoromycota; Mucoromycetes; Mucorales; Mucoraceae.